Molecule: messenger RNA, 2110 nt
Organism: Bufo gargarizans (Asiatic toad)
Lineage: Eukaryota; Metazoa; Chordata; Amphibia; Anura; Bufonidae
Product: ammonium transporter Rh type B-B-like
Exons: 10
Coding region: 230-1657 (475 amino acids)
Biological process (GO): ammonium homeostasis; ammonium transmembrane transport
Cellular component (GO): plasma membrane
Molecular function (GO): ammonium channel activity
Source: RefSeq, a predicted model, not a curated record
CUGCGAAGUGGAUGGAUCUAGGUUUACGUUCCUGUACACCUGUCGAUGAGAGUAGAUUGUGCUCUGCAGGCUUCAUAUAACAUCUGUCAUUUGCUGUGUCGGACUUUGUAGACCUUUGGAUCUUCAGAUGUGCCAAGACAAGUCCUGGGGAGGGGAGGUGGGGUGUGACCAGGUCCUGUAUGGGGAAGUCCUUCUACUGACUGCAGGGCGGGAUCAGCUCUGACAUUAAAUGUAUCAGUCGUAUAGAGCUUUACUUUCUGGCUCCUCUGCUCCUCUUCUCUGCCAGCAACCUAUGGGUAGUCACUCCACCAAUAUGAGGGUCAAGCUGCCCCUCUUCUGCCUCCUGCUUGAAGCCAUCACCAUCAUCCUCUUCGCCGUCUUCGUCAGGUAUGACCACGAAACGGACGCCAGCGCUUGGCAUCACGAAAACGUCUCUGACUACCAGAAUGAUUUUUACUAUCGUUAUGCAAGUUUCCAAGAUGUCCACACCAUGAUCUUCAUUGGCUUCGGCUUUCUGAUGACUUUCCUUAAGUGUUAUGGUUUCAGCAGCGUGGCUUUCAACUUUCUCAUUGCAUCCUUUGGUCUCCAGUGGUCAACUCUCAUCCAAGGAUUCUUCCAUGGCUUCCACAAUGGAAAAAUCCACGUUGGUAUAGAGAGUAUGAUCAAUGCAGACUUCUGCACCGGAGCUGUUCUCAUCUCCUUUGGAGCUCUCCUUGGCAAGACGAGUCCAGUCCAGCUGAUCGUCAUGACUCUGUUUGAAGUGACACUCUUUGGAAUCAAUGAGUACAUAAUUCUGAACAUUGUUGGGGCCAAGGAUGCUGGGGGCUCGAUGACCAUCCAUACAUUUGGAGCUUACUUUGGCCUGGUGGUAUCUCGCGUUCUAUACAGGCCUCACCUGGAGAAGAGUCGUCACAGGGAAGGAUCUGCCUAUCACUCCGACCUCUUCGCCAUGAUCGGAACCAUUUAUUUGUGGAUGUUUUGGCCGAGCUUCAAUUCCGCCAUCACAGCCCAUGGGGAUGACCAGCACCGAACAGUGUUGAACACCUACUACUCUCUAGCUGCCUGUACACUGGCCACAUUCGCCUUGUCAUCCCUGCUGAAUGGGGAAGGGAAGCUAGAUAUGGUUCACAUCCAGAAUGCAGCAUUGGCGGGGGGUGUUGCAGUGGGAACCUCUGCAGAAAUGAUGUUGACUCCCUUUGGCGCUAUGAUUGCUGGGAGUUUCGCUGGUAUUAUUUCAACUCUUGGAUACAAAUUUUUGACACCAAUACUAGACUCCAAGCUGAAAAUUCAGGACACAUGUGGGGUCCACAACUUACAUGGCAUGCCUGGCAUCUUGGGGGCACUGAUAGGAGUUAUAGUGGCCUUUACAGCAACUGCUGAUAUCUAUGGGGGAGGAAUGAGUGACGUCUUCCCCUUAAUUGCGGACACGACGCGCACAGCCAAGUCUCAGGCCAUGUAUCAGGGUCUGGCACUCCUGGUCGCUCUGGGAUUUGCUCUGGUUGGGGGAAUUAUUGUAGGAUUUAUAUUGAAAUUAUCCAUCUUUGGAGCUCCAUCUGAUGCCGAAUGCUUUGAUGAUUCACUGUAUUGGGAGGUUCCUGAAGAAGAAGGUCACAUUGCUGUGCGCACCGAGGAUCCUGACCAGCAGACUCAAGCAUAAUGUCACCGAGAUACCUCGGUUUUAUGAUGUGGGCUGAACUCGAGAGACUCCACAAGAGUCCAAACCUUCACCUAACAUUAAAGAUGGUGCUGCCACAUCUGGCCACAGAUGUCAUAGCUGGGAAGUGGCACAGGCGGGUUCCAACCGGGCAGAAGGAAGGUGCCUAAAUGUUGUAUGACUUCCAGGUGGUUUGGAAAGGUCAAACCUAACGCUAUUUUAAAAAACAAAAAUGUAUAUAUAUUUUUUUUUACUUUUAUCUUGUUCUAUUUGUAAUACGCUUUUCAAAGCAGAAGAUGCAUGCUAAAUGUAUACAAAAAUUUGUAGGAUAGUAUAUGAGCACAUAAUAGGUAAUGUAUGAUUGUAUGGCACUAUAGGGGACCUCUACCCCUGAUUAAUAUUGUCAAAUAUUGGGUUUGUCCUGUUGUGCACAAAUAAAUAUCCUACUACCUGGCU